Molecule: messenger RNA, 2129 nt
Organism: Heteronotia binoei (common prickly gecko)
Lineage: Eukaryota; Metazoa; Chordata; Lepidosauria; Squamata; Gekkonidae
Gene: SUPT20H
Product: SPT20 homolog, SAGA complex component
Exons: 22
Coding region: 96-2129 (677 amino acids)
Biological process (GO): regulation of transcription by RNA polymerase II
Cellular component (GO): SAGA complex
Molecular function (GO): transcription coregulator activity
Source: RefSeq, a predicted model, not a curated record
GAUUUCGUUCAAUAUGGACAUAACAAUGUGACUGUGCUCUUUGCAUCAAACACUAAAAAGUUCUUUGGCGUUCUUAUCACUGUGCUACAGCAAACAUGCAGCAAGUUUUAGAAAUGGCAUUGGAUCGUGCUGAGUAUAUCAUUGAAAGUGCUCGCCAGAGGCCUCCCAAACGGAAAUAUUUAUCCAGCGGAAGAAAAUCCGUAUUUCAGAAAUUGUAUGAACUGUACCUAGAAGAAUGUGACAAGGAGCCUGAAAUAAAGAAGCUGAGACGGAAUGUGAACUUGCUGGAGAAGCUAGUGAUGCAAGAGGCGUUGUCGUGCCUGGUGGUGAACCUGUAUCCAGGAAAUGAAGGUUACUCACUGAUGCUCCGGGGGAAGAAUGGCUCAGAUUCAGAAACCAUUCGGCUUUCCUACGAAGAGGGAGAAUUGCUUGAAUAUUUGGAUAAUGAGGAGCUUCCCCCUAUCUUAGUUGAUCUCCUGGAAAAAUCUCAGAUUAAUAUUUUCCAUUGCGGCUGCGUCAUAACAGAAAUACGUGACUAUCGUCAGUCUGGUAAUCUGAAAUCUGCAACGUAUCAAAGCAGGCAUGUCCUUCUGCGCCCAACAAUGCAGACCUUGAUUUGCGACGUGCAUUCCAUUACAAGUGACAACCAUAAAUGGACACAGGAAGAUAAACUCUUACUGGAAAGCCAACUUAUCCUGGCGACAGCGGAGCCCCUCUGCCUGGAUCCUUCCAUUGCUGUCACCUGCACGGCCAACAGACUCCUGUAUAACAAGCAGAAAAUGAACACUCGGCCCAUGAAACGAUGUUUCAGAAGAUAUUCUCGAUCGGCUCUGAAUAGGCAGCACGAGGUGUCCCAUUGCCCGACUCCACCCCAACUCAGUUUGCUUGACUAUUUGCAAAAGAGGAAGGAGAGGAAAGGAGCCCAGCAGUACGACCUCAAAGUUUCCAAAGCAGGAAACUGCGUAGAUAUGUGGAAGCAGAAUCCUUGCCACUUGGCUGUGCCGUCGGAAGUAGAUGUGGAAAAAUAUGCCAAAGUGGAAAAAUCUAUCAAGCCCGAUGACUCUCAGCCAAGCGUCUGGCCGGCACACGAGAUAAAGGACGAUUAUGUCUUUGAAUGUGAAGUUGGCAGUCAGCUUCAGAAGACAAAGCUGACCAUCUUUCAGUCCCUGGGAAAUCCCCUGUACUAUGGCAAAAUACAGAUGAUCAAAGGCGACGAAGAUAGCGACAGUCAAGCGGCUCCAUCCCAUUUUCUCAUCGGCUCCAAGUCAGAAGCAGAAAGGGUGGUCAGGCAGUACCAGGAGCUCGUUCAGAAUGAAGCUAAGUGUCCAGUGAAGAUGUUUCAUAAUUUUGGCGGAUCAGCCCAUCUCAAUCAGCUUUCUCCUGGGAAGGAAAUUGAACAGCCAGAAAGUAUAUCUCCUUAUAUUCAGUCUUCAGUGCUGGGCAAAGGUGUGAAACACCGACCACCUCCCAUCAAACUACCUUCAGCUACAGGAAGCAGCUCUUCAGGUAAUAUUUUUAGUCCACAGCAGUCAAGCGGUCACCUAAAAUCCCCAACUCCUCCUCCUCCUCCUUCCAAGCCUCCCGGCGUCUCUCGGAAAUCAUCUCAGGAGCUGAACCAGUUGAGCCUGCUCUCACCAGCAGUCCUGUCCCCCACCAGCUCUUCACAAAUGUCCGUUACUGCAGGAACCUCCUCCAACCAGGUCAUGCCAAACGCAGCAGGACUUAACUUCAUCAAUGUAGUCAACUCCAUCUGUGGAGCACAGACACUGAUGAGUGGCUCUAGCCCCAGCCCGGCAGGCAUAAACCUGAGCAGCGUUCUCCCGCCAGGAGGUCUGUUACCCAGUGCCCUGCCUGCCCCCAUGCCGCCCAGCUCUCAGCCAGGUGGCCCUUUUGGUUUAAAGAAUCCUUCAGGCCUUCGACCCUUGAAUCUCCUACAGGCUUCAGAGCAAGGCUGCACAAACCCAGACCAGGCCUUAUCUGCACAGCAAGCAGCCAUGAUGAACCUUCCUGGAGUAGGAAACUUUGGGCCACCUCAGUCAGCUGGCAUUGACUGCGCAUGCCUGAAGCGAGCAGGAGGCGCCACUCCCACUCAGUUUCUUUCAGCCGCUACUGACAGUCUACACAAGUAA